CCAGAUACAACUAUUUGUUUAUGACUCGAUGUUGCAAGUCAUCUCCCAUCUCUGCAUCCUACCGGUAGUUGUACAAAUUACCGAUCACGUUAGGGUCCAAAUUCUAACCCACCUGACGAAUCAUUCGUUGGAAUUCUUCAACCUAUAAUUUAGAUCCGAGUGGAAGCUUCAUAAGCGCUCUUCGGUUGGUAGAUUUGACAUUGAACAGUCGCCGAGUUUCCGAUGAUAUUAUUUCAGUUCUCGUAUUCCAGUUUGAUUGAUAAUAUUUGAAGAAGCAUUAGCAUGGAAAUAUUGAGCACCUUCAACAUACUCCUGGUAACUGGAGCUAUCCUCCUAUACAACUGGAUAAAGUACAAGCUGAGCUACUGGGAAAGAAGAGGUAUCCUCGUCUCCGAUUUAGGCAUAAUUGACACCGCCCUCAACAUAAUCCUGAGUAGGAAUUCCUUCGCAGAGAGGGGUAUGGGAUACUACCGCUACUUCAAAUCCAAAGGUGUCAAACAUGGCGGUAUCUACACCCUCCUCACUCCCUUCUACAUACCGGUGGACUUGAACAUCAUCAAAUGCAUAAUGCAGUCGGAUUUUCAGCACUUUGUCGACAGGGGAGUUUACAUGAACGAAAAGUCAGAUCCCCUGAGCGCUCACCUGUUCAGUUUGACUGGUAGCAAGUGGAAAGCGCUCAGGCACAAGCUAACUCCCACUUUCACCUCCGGUAAGAUGAAGAUGAUGUUUGAAACGCUCGUGGACUGCACCGAAGGCUUGCACAAGGUUAUGGACGAAACUGAAGGGAAAGAGUUGGACAUCAAAGAAGUCCUAGGCAGGUUCACUACGGAUAUAAUAGGAAGCUGCGCGUUUGGUAUAGAAUGCAAAAGUCUGGAAGACCCGAACAGCGUCUUCAGACAGAAAGGGAAGGAGUUCUUCGAGGGUAACUUCAUCAGAACCUUCAAAUCCUUCUUGACGUUCGCCGUUCCCGAGGUCGCAUCCGUCUUCAACCUCACCAUCAUCCCCAAAGACGUAAGCAGCUUCUUCAUGAACGUGGUCAGGGACACGGUCGAUUACAGGGAGAAGAACAACGUGACCAGGAAGGACUUCAUGCACCUCCUCAUCCAGUUGAAGAACAAGGGAAAGCUGGUGGACGAUGAGAACAUGGCGGCCGAGAAGUUGAACAAGGAGGACAACAAGAUCACGAUGAACGAGAUAGCCGCGCAAGCCUUCGUCUUCUUCCAGGCUGGAUUCGAAACAUCCUCAACCACCAUGACCUUCUGUCUGUACGAGUUGGCGAAGAACAAAGACGUGCAGGAGAAAUUGAGGAGGGAAAUAUUGGACGUAUUGAAGAAACACGACGGGAAGAUCACGUAUGAGGGUGUUAUGGAGAUGGCGUAUCUGGACCAAGCAAUAAACGAAACCCUGAGGAAGUAUCCACCUGUGCCAAAUUUGAACAGGGUCUGCACCAAGGAAUACAAGGUACCGGAUACGGAUCUGGUCUUGGAAAAAGGUAUAAAACUGAUGAUUCCCAUCAUCGGAAUUCAGCACGACCCUGAGUUCUACCCAGAACCGGAAAAGUUCGAUCCUGACAGAUUUUCCGAAGAGAAUAAGAAGACUAGGCCUUCUUUCACAUUUUUACCCUUCGGCGAAGGACCAAGAAUCUGCAUAGGUGCACGAUUCGGACUGAUGCAAACCAAGGUUGGUCUGAUAGCUCUCCUGUCAAAAUACGAAUUUUCGGUCAACAAAAGAACAAGGGAACCGCUGGAAUACGAUAAGAAAGUGUUCAUAAUGUCGGUGCUGGGAGGUAUAUGGUUGGAUUUCGAAGAAAUUGCAUGAAUAUUUCGUGACGUUUAUACAUAGUUGUGUUUGUGCACUUUUUUUUUAGUUCAUGUUCGUUUUUUAUAAGAUAAAUACAGUAGAGCGAACUUUGGGUUACAAGCAGCAGGACGCGGAGGUUAUCAGAAAACUUUUGAAUCCCUAGCGAACAUAUAAUUCAAAUUUUGAAUAUGGGCGAGACAUGCUGUGAUACCUAAAUUCAAAGAUCUCAUAGAGUAGAAUUCAACCCCAUAAGUUUCCGUGAAAAGUUUGAUGGAUAUAGAAAAGACAUUUCAAAUAACGGGAGAGGAACCAUCGGAAAGUCUACCAAAUAAAAUCAAGACACUCUUCUGAUAUAAUUAGAUUGAUUCAACUUGAUUUUCGCCUUAUUCUUUAAUUAAAUUUUCCUGAGAA
Molecule: messenger RNA, 2211 nt
Organism: Coccinella septempunctata (seven-spotted ladybird)
Lineage: Eukaryota; Metazoa; Arthropoda; Insecta; Coleoptera; Coccinellidae
Product: probable cytochrome P450 6a14
Exons: 5
Coding region: 283-1818 (511 amino acids)
Molecular function (GO): monooxygenase activity; oxidoreductase activity, acting on paired donors, with incorporation or reduction of molecular oxygen; heme binding
Source: RefSeq, a predicted model, not a curated record